GCCAGGGCAAAACGCACACGCAUCGCAUCGGCAGCUAGCGAUCGCAUUGGUGGUCUUUCUGGCUUACUACAGCCAGCCAGGAUUGAUCACAGGCAGCGCAUCGGACCCACGGGGAGAUUGCACUGAGUGCAGCCUCUUCACAGUCUGUGCGCACCGCGCGCGUCCGUGCGCAUACCACUGCAGUAUAACCCCUAGAAAUGCAGCCAAUGGAGCUAGACGACGGCCCACAGCCCGAGGGCUACGGCGCCGGCCGCGCCGCUACCAUCCUCGUCGCUGAGUGCGUGGGUACGGGCGUGUUAGCAUUGCCGUACGUCGCAUCGGUGCUGGGCACCGGUCCGUUCCUGCUCUUCGUCGCCGUGCAAGUGGCGCUCAACUUGUACGCCGGCGAACUGCUCGCGACAGCGGCAGAAAUGUCGGAACGAAGAACGAACUACGAGGCCUGCCGGAGCACAACGUCGGCGCUGUGGGACUUCGUCGACGACACGGACAACAUCGACUGGGACACGGGCGAGCCCAAGUCCCCGACGACGCGCCCGCGCGACAUGCUUGAAUUGGCUCAGGGACUUGAUGCCGGCCGGCCGCUGCGGGCACUGGUCGCGAGCGCGUGGUACGGGAACCUCGUACUGAUACUGGCUCAGUACCUCGUCGUGAUGGCGCGGUCGUUGCGCGUCGCGUUUCCGUUGCCGGGCUGCGCGGUUGUGGUAUCGCUCUUAAUCGCGGCACUCACCGCUUGGUUGAUUGCGCAGCUGCCGACGCUCGAUGCUCUAGGGAAGGGCGCGGCCCAAUUGAGCUUCGCGUCCGUAGUCGCAAUUCUCGCUAUUUGUGCCAAGCAUACGCCGACCGGCCCGCCGCCCGUCGUUGUUGAGGACGCGAGCGCGGCCGCCGUCGCGGCGUCGCUGACAACUGUUACGUUCGCGAUGAUAACGUCCAAGCUGUUCCUCAACGUGCGCCGCGAGAUGCGGGACCCGCGCGAGGCGCGGAAGACGCUUCGAUACGGCAUCGCUGCGUUUACUUGUGUCUAUGUUGUCGUUGUUUUCCUGUCGGGCCCGGAGCCGCCGCGCUUCCUGCUGGACGCGGUGCACCAUGGCACCGACGGGCGCAUCGCCGCCGGCCUGUUGUUUGCGCACGUGGCGGUAUCCUACGCGAUCAACCAGAACGUGCUCGCGCGAACGCUCGAGCGCUACCUCGGGCAUGCGCUGUCGAGGCGCGGCUGGGCGCUGAUGACCGCCGCGUUAACGCUGUCGUCGUUGCUCAUCGCGGUGCUCGUGCCAGUCUUUUCCGACCUCGUCUCUAUCAUUGGGGCUCUCACGUCAGGGCCUCUCGGAUUCGCGAUGCCGGCGUUGCUCUUCGAUCUCGCCACGCGCGAUUCGGACGUCAAGCGGCGGAGGAAGGGAGUCGUUAGCCUCGUUCUAUUCACGGUCGUCCUCACGAUAGCCGGCACAACGGGCGCGAUCGUUAGAACCGUGAAGGACUGGGAGGCGCAGGAGCGGAGCGCGCCGGGCGUGCGCGGGUUCUUUUGUGCCGAGCAGGCGGGUAGUAUGUCUUAGUAAGUGUAUUGUUGUGUUC
Pelagomonas calceolata is the source of this 1566-nucleotide messenger RNA. Lineage: Eukaryota; Pelagophyceae; Pelagomonadales; Pelagomonadaceae. The record is from the annotation of a GenBank genome assembly.